AUGAUCGGGGAGCCAGGCUUUAUGUCUGAUUUCUUUAAGACGUUCAACAAGAUCCUGGGACAACGUCAACGGGCUACUAUGGCAUAUAGACCCCAAGCUAAUGGAUCUGCAGAACGUAUGGUUCAGACAACCACCAGGGCUCUGAAGAUGUAUGUGGAAGAUCUAGAUCAACGAGAUUGGGACGAGUACGCCGAACGACUCACCUUCGCGAUCAAUACUGCAAGGGAUCGGAUCCGAGGUGAAACACCUUUCUACAUGAUACAGGGCUGGGACCCUAGAUCUACCCUGGAAGCUGUGGUCCCGGUGGGGAGCACUCGCAAGCACGAUCGAGAUCCGAGAAGAUGGCGAUAUCGAAUGCAAAAGUAUUAUCAACAGGCCAGAGAACAAGUGAACCAACGUCUACGUGAGGCGAUCGCGGAUCGGGCCGAUACGCAUAACGAUCUAGCGCAACCCCAUCCUGUAGAGUCUGGAUCAAGGGUCUGGCUGUAUCUAGAUCGAGUACGUGAAGGAUAUGCGAAAAAGCUGGCACACCUAUGGCACGGCCCAUUCCGCGUUGCUGAAAAAAUCGGAGAAUACGCAGUUGCAGAAUCCACAUACGGCAUUUUCCCGGUGGUGCGUGUGUCGAAGAUCAAACUGGUCAAGAUAUUCCCAGAUCGACCAGUAGCUCGUCUGAACGGGUCAGAAGGGGAUCGGACAGCUGGAUCCAAGAGCGAAUACGAGGUGGAGCGAAUUUCUGAUAUGAGGACUGGCAAGAGAACGAGGUAUGGCCGGAUCUACCGAGAAUUUCUGGUACAUUGGCGUGGAUAUGAAGAUCCGACCUGGGUAGAUGAGGCAGACCUCAAUUGCGGUGCUCUUCUCUAUGAGUUCUUGCGAGAUCGCGCUAAUCGCAACCGUUUCGGUGUAAUGCAAUCUCACGAGGAGCCGUGA
Messenger RNA from Phytophthora megakarya, 927 nucleotides. The record is from the annotation of a GenBank genome assembly. Lineage: Eukaryota; Oomycota; Peronosporomycetes; Peronosporales; Peronosporaceae.